Molecule: messenger RNA, 1473 nt
Organism: Emys orbicularis (European pond turtle)
Lineage: Eukaryota; Metazoa; Chordata; Testudines; Emydidae
Gene: LRRC34
Product: leucine rich repeat containing 34
Molecular function (GO): protein binding
Source: RefSeq, a predicted model, not a curated record
AUGAGGGAACGCAGGCGCACUGGAGAACCCACGGGCGGCAAGAGAAGCGCGUGCGGUCAGUGUCUCCAUGGCAACCACGGCCGGGGACCUGAGCUCGCGGCCAGGGCAGCUCUCGAACCCCAUGGCAACGGCCGCAGUGUGACAUCAGAGUUAUCAGUGAGAGCACCUAGAAUACAGUGUGAUUUUUGUGAAAUGACAGCUCACACCUCUGAAGCUGUCAUGUCAACUCGUCUAAGUCUCCAUAAACAGUAUUUGCAAGCCUGCCAAGAGUCGAGCCAGCCAGAAAACCCUUUCAUAGCCCACAUGCUUGAAGAAGCUGAGAAAGCAGAUAUAACAUUGACAAAAGGGAUCACAUUAAAAAUAGCUGGAAAUAACCGCUUGGUGCCAGUACAGAAAGUUACAGAUGAGGAUUUUCGAAUGCUUGCCUGCAUCUUAAGCAAUAACACAUUUGUUACAGGGCUGGACCUUAGAUACAAUGUAUUAACUGAUGUUGGAGCAGAGCAUGCUGCAAAAUUCCUUCAGGAAAACUCAACCCUGCACUACCUCAAUCUGAUGUUUAAUGAUAUUUGCACCAAUGGAGCAGAAUUGAUAGCUAAAGCAUUGCAUAGGAAUGAAACGCUCCUACACCUGAGAAUGACUGGCAACAAAAUUGAAAACAAAGGUGGGAUGUACUUUGCUUCAAUGCUGCAAAUUAAUUCGACCUUAGAGAAGUUAGAUCUUGGAGACUGUGAUCUGGGUACACAAAGUCUAAUAGCAAUAGCAACAGUUAUGAGCCAUAACAAAGCAAUGAAAGCACUAAACCUAAACCGUCCUAUACUGUACAGCCAAGAGGAAGAGACCACAGUUCACACAGCUCUAAUGAUGAAAAAUAACUCUUGUCUUAUGGAACUGCAUUUGUGCAAACAUGAAAUGAAGAACUUCGGUGUGGAGCGACUGUGUGAUGCAUUGUAUGAAAACCGCAGCCUGCGAUAUCUUGACCUCAGUUGUAAUAAAAUAACUCGCGAUGGUGUGAAAUUUUUGGGAGAACUGCUGAAACGGAACCAAACUCUGGAAAUCCUAGAUCUUAAUUCAAACAGGAUAGAAGAUGAUGGAGCCAUCUAUCUGAGUGAAGCCCUGGCUUUGUACAACAGGACUCUUCAAGCGUUAGCAGUAGUGAGCAACAAUAUAAGUGGAAAAGGACUUGUUGCUCUUUCGGAUUCAAUGAAAACAAACAUGGUGCUUUCCUAUAUUUAUAUUUGGGGAAACAAAUUUGAUGAGGACACCUGUGUCGCAUUUUCAGACUUAAUUAAAACUGGCCGCUUGAAACCAAAUUGUACAGACGUGGAUCCGUAUGAAGUGGAUGGGCAUGUAUAUCUUGCAGAACUCUCUCAUGGCCUUAAAAGGCAUUACUAUUGGACACCAAGUUAUGGGGAGGUUGAUAACAAAGAUGCUAAUGCCAGUCUUGCAAUAGGAGCAGUUGCAGAACAUUUGUGA